CCGCUCCGUGUUGCCGGCGCCCGCCGCCUCCCCCUUUUCUCUCUCUCUCUCUCCGUCUUCCCUCGCCCACCCCCUUUUCUCCCCGACUCCCUCGUCCCCACGCCUCCAGUCGGCUCGCUGUUGUCUCGGCGGACUGUCGGGCUUGGUGGGAGAGCGACAGAAGAAGGAUAUCGCGAGUACUGGAGUUUCGGAAGUUCGGGGAGCGCCCUCAGCCACAGCGCCUAACGAGAGAAGCGAUGAGGAACUACCUGAAGGAGCGAGGCGACCAAACCGUCAUGAUCCUGCACGCAAAGGUCGCACAGAAAUCUUACGGCAACGAGAAAAGGUUCUUUUGCCCUCCCCCCUGUGUCUACCUGAUGGGCAGCGGCUGGAAGAAAAAGAAGGAGCAGAUGGAGCGAGACGGCUGCUCGGAGCAGGAGUCGCAGCCCUGCGCCUUCAUCGGCAUCGGCAACAGCGACCAGGAAAUGCAACAGCUAAACUUAGAGGGAAAGAAUUAUUGCACAGCGAAAACCUUGUACAUAUCCGACUCCGACAAGAGAAAGCACUUCAUGUUGUCUGUAAAGAUGUUCUACGGAAACAGCGCAGACAUCGGCGUCUUCCUCAGCAAGAGGAUCAAAGUCAUCUCCAAGCCCUCCAAAAAGAAGCAGUCCCUCAAAAACGCUGACUUGUGCAUCGCGUCGGGGACCAAGGUGGCGCUGUUCAAUCGGCUGCGGUCCCAAACGGUCAGCACGCGCUACCUACACGUGGAGGGCGGCAACUUCCACGCCAGCUCCCAGCAGUGGGGGGCCUUCUACAUCCACCUGUUGGACGACGAGGAGUCAGAAGGAGAAGAGUUCACUGUGAGAGACGGUUACAUCCACUACGGCCAGACGGUCAAGCUGGUCUGCUCCGUCACCGGCAUGGCCCUGCCCAGACUGAUCAUCCGUAAGGUGGACAAGCAGACGGCGCUGCUGGACGCGGAUGACCCCGUCUCCCAGCUCCACAAGUGCGCCUUCUACCUGAAGGACACCGAGCGCAUGUACCUGUGCCUUUCCCAAGAAAGGAUCAUCCAGUUUCAAGCCACUCCAUGCCCAAAAGAACCAAACAAGGAGAUGAUCAACGAUGGCGCCUCCUGGACAAUCAUCAGCACAGACAAGGCCGAGUACACUUUCUACGAGGGCAUGGGCCCCGUCCACUCGCCUGUCACCCCCGUGCCUGUGGUCGAGAGCUUACAGCUAAACGGCGGCGGGGACGUCGCCAUGUUGGAACUGACGGGACAGAACUUCACUCCAAAUCUCCGAGUCUGGUUCGGCGACGUCGAGGCCGAGACCAUGUACAGGUGUGCGGAGAGCAUGCUGUGCGUGGUGCCCGACAUCUCCGCCUUCCGCGAGGGCUGGCGCUGGGUGCGGCAGCCCGUCCAGGUGCCCGUCACGCUGGUGCGGAACGACGGCAUCAUCUACUCCACCACACUGACCUUCACCUACACGCCGGAGCCCGGGCCGCGGCCGCACUGCAGCGCCGCCGGCGCCAUCCUGCGGGUGGGGAACUCCAGCCUGCUGAGCGGCGGCCAGGACACCGGCCCCGGCAGCGUCUACGGCCCCAACAGCACCUCCAACGCCGGCGUCACGUCGUCAUCCUCCGCCGCCGCGGCGGUGGUCUCCUAACGCACACAGGGGGCCUGCCGAAUACAGUAUGCCUUGAGAGGAAAUAUACUCCGCGGGUAUAUAAAGACUAUGGGAAAUAAUAAACAAAAAAAAACUGACUCACUCUUAAGCGCUGCGUAUUAAUUUUUGGAUACAAAGAAGCUGAAAUGGAAAGAACAAAAAAAAAUCGGUGGGACAAAGGAGCAAAACGCAAGGGGGGGCGGGGAAAUCGGAAGAAGGAGCGACAUCACAAACGUUGACCGCCAACGGGAAUAAGCGAACGCGCUCCUUGGCACGCCCCCCUCGCCCCUUCUCCUGUGGUUACUUUAGGGACCUGCCCAUCCACUUCUGGUGUUUUCUGGAGUGAAGUUCCUGCAGGCUCAGAAGCACCAGCACCUUUCUACGGCUGCGAGAACGGAAACCACAACAACAAUACAUCCACACACACACACACACGAAAAAAAAAUGUCUCGAAAGGAAAGUAUAUUUUUUUGCGCUGCCUUGCUCCUCCUCCUCCUCCCAUCAGUUCCUCCCACCACUUGUUUUAUAACUAUUCCCUUGUUCUUUUCUUUUUGCAUUAAUUUGUGGAUUCCUAACGGGGCGCUGGAUGUAUUGUUGUUGGCGGGAGCGGCGCGAGGAUGCAGAGGGGACACACCGAAAAAGUCGUGGCGAUAACAUAGUUUUUAUGGACCAAGGAUCUUGUAUAAGCUUUAGUAAAGGUACAUUUUUCUCCAUACCUUUUUUUGCAUUAAAACAUAUAGUACACUUUUGUUACCAAAUAGUUUCUAUUCUUCCUCUGAGCUCGGGCUUUUUGUUGGUUUUUUUCACCCUUUUUCUUUCGAGGUCCAAAAUCCCAAAACCUUGUAUGUUAGCGCGACCUUUACUACGAACUGCCUGCUUUGUCGUCCGGCCUUCGGGUUGAACUCUUUCUUUUCGAUAUUCUCACGUCUUCUGUUGGUGCGGGAGAAAAAGGAAUAAGAAAAUCUGAAGUCUUGGUUGUUAGUUUUUGGUUUUGUUUGUUUUGUUUUGUUUUUUUAAAGUGGGGAAUAACCUCAGAGGGCCUAUUUUUUAUCAUUGGUUUUUAUGAAGUCUUUAAAAAGAAAAGCUUUAAGCAACGCCUCUGCCUUGCCUGCAAUACUCUUACGUGCGCUAUGUCUCCUUUUCGUUUCGGGGGAAAUCUACACAUCAGUACAUCUCACAUGGAGCAACGUUUGCAGAAAAAAAACAAAAAGAGAAAGAAAGAAACUGGAUGUCCAUGGUUUACGAAAAAACCAAGACGUUUUUUGUCAUUUCCAAACUAAUGUAAUAAGCGUCGUCUUUGACUUGCAAAGGAUAGCCUUAGUACUGUAUAUUCUUACCAGUCACAUAUCUGAUAUCCUGUACCCGUCGCUCUUAUCAGUCACUGUAUCAGACAACGUGGUGAAACUUGUUUUUCCUCCUCAGAGCUGCGGUCCGGUGUGUCGCCGUAGUUUCUGGUGGCAUUUAAACUCCAGCGUUGGGGUUGUUUUUAUUUUCAAAAAAAAAAAAAAAAAAGACAAAAAAAGAGACACUUUUCAAUUUGAUGUGGCCUUACUGAUAACUCCAGUUACAAAGAAGAAGAAAAAAAUACUUCACCUGUUUUCUUAUCUGCUGUUUACUCACCUUGGGGAAGAACCUGUGCAUUUUUAGAACAAAAUAACGAGCGUACGCCUCGUGUCUUAUCACCGUUGUUGUGGUUCUUUCCGAGCGGCUCCAGAAACCACCUUUGUCGUGCAAAGCAAAGCAAAGCCGCCUUCUGAAGGAUUCUCUCUGCCUUCUUCUUUUCUUCUUCUUCCUCUGUGGUGUACAAGUACAAUAACCCCCGUUUUUUAUUCUCCUGCUGCGGCACCUUCUCACUUUUGGUACAAUGUCUCACGAGCGCUUGUUAAAGCUCCUUCCAGCCUUCCUCUUCUUUUCUUUCUUUUUUCUUUUUCAAAGAAACCUCCUGUGGUUUUAUUCUCUCGUCGCAGAAAAAACGAGCGCAUGUACAUUAGAGACUCACUGUCCGAGUAGUUGCACUCAUCCGUGUUGUUGACGGCGACCGCGUAAAGGCCUUCUAAAUGUGUGUGAUUUGAAGAUGUGCAUUUUCCAAACAUAACAGCAAUAUUGUACAGGUCAUUUCAUCGUUUUUGUCCGCCUGAGCACUACUUCACCAGCCAGCAAAUGUAUCUCUGUGUGUGUGUGUGUGUGUGUGUGUGUGUGUGUGUGUGUGUGUGUGUGUGUGUGUGUGUGUGUGUGUGUGUGUGUGUGUGUGUGUGUGUGUGUGUGUGUGUGUGUGUGUGUGUGUGUGUGUGUGUGUGUGUGUGUGUGUGUGUGUGUGUGUGUCGUUUGUAGUCGCUGUAAUGGAUAUAUUGAGUCAGACUCGAUCCAUUUCAAAACUGCUCUCCAAAAAAGAAAAGCGAACUUGGAUUUUUCUCGUCUUCCGCCUGAAUCCAAAAAAUGUCUGGCGAUUGUGGAUUUGAACGUUCAAAGGCAAUACUUGAUCUUGGUCUUUUUAGUUUUACAGUACAACUGUACACUUCCGGGGAAAAAAUGACAAACAAACAAAAAGAACAACAACAACGAUACUGUAACUUGAAUGUCUGCUUAAUGAAGUAUUUCAGAAUUUUAUUCUUACAAAACAAAACCUUGAAAUAGGAACAAAAAAGGAUUCUCUUGCACCCCCCCCCCCCCCUUCAAUGUAAAAAAUAAAAAUAAAUUUUAAGUUAUGCCCCAAAUUUCGCCACCCAUUGUCCCACCUGUCCGUCGUUAAUGUAAAAUGUUUUAUAUUGUAAUAUUGAUAUUUUUUAAAUUAUUGGUACAAAGUCUCCCUUUGUCUUAUGUCAAAAGAAAAGAAAAGAAAAAAAAAAAAGAUGAAAAGUGCAUUAUUAGCCUGUGCUGCCUAGGUUGGCCUGGGAGUGAGUUUAGUAUUUUCUCUGACUUUUAAAAUAAGGAGGCCACUUCCUGUUCGGUCCGGCAAUCGACAAAGGGGCCGGUGCUGCAGUGGAAGUGUAGCAUCGGGGGGGGGGGGUUUCUUGCGCUUCUCCUUUGCCAAACUCUCGUGACGAGCUGCAGGUCCGCCCCCUCCCCCCCGAGCCCUUUACUCUGCUGGAUCACGACAACUUAACUGUAGAUUCUUUUUAAAACUCGGGUGUUUUUUCUAAUGUCUACUAGCUCCUGAGUUUUUAAACAUGGCCUCUGCAUUAGCAUCACCCCCCCUGCCCCGUGCCCCCUCCUGCCCCACAAGCUUGGAUAUUUUUGGGCUUUUGUUUACAUGCUGAGUGGCCUCCUUCAGGCGAACCGAACCCCCCCGGCCCCCUCCUCAUCUCCUCACCUCUCCCCAUCUCCUCACGCGAAAUCUGAGCAGAGCGGCUUUGUCACAUUAACUCAAGCUAAUAAAAAGGGGGUGAUGCAUUGCUUCUUUCUCUCUCUCUUUUUUUUUUUUUUUAGAUGUUCAAAAUGUGUCGCCUUGACAAUCCGAGCUGUUUUUUUUAACACAGUUUAAAUUUUUCUUUCUCUUGAAACAUCCGGAGUUUAACGAGACUUCGGGAGGAUGCGGAAUAACUUGAUGACGAACUGUCAAAAAGGGGUCAAUGAAAAAAAAAUAGAAAAAAGUGACACGCCUUCUUCAAACACACGCUGUAUUAACCCGGCGACAAAAGCUUUCAGAGGGGGGGGGGGGGGGGGGGUGUAGAAUAAUUGCUGUCUCAUGAAGCAUUUUCUUUUUUACAAAAAUAUCUUAACCGGUGUCUUUCUCUCUGUGUGUGCGUGCGUGCGUGUGUCUGGUCAUAAUUGUUUUACUCUUCCAAAAGCAGCUGUUCUUGUUUUCUUUUUUUAUAAUGAGCUCUGAACAAUGUGUAUGUACCCUCUAAUAUGCCAAAUGUCUUUUUUAUAAUGUAGUUUUCAUGCACUGCUAAACGGAACAGGGCAGAGUGAGAGGCAGCUUUAAAAAAAAAAACGAACUUCUUUCGACGAAAAACAAACAACGGGAAAAAAAAGAUUCUGUGGAGUGUGGAGCCCGACCUCUGUCGCACUCAGCCUUACUUCUCCUUCAGACUCCUUUGGCUGUUUGCACUGCAGAGCGCGGACCUUUCUUUCCCUUCCUCACGCACAUUUUCAUCCUCACGUUCGUGCACGUGCCCCCACCCUUUCCCUUUUCCCUCCGUUUCAUCACGCGGCCCGUCACGCUUAGCUUUCGCUGCAGUCGGAUCACUCUUUUCGUUUUCAUCUCCCCCCCUCUCCUCCCCCUCUUCUCUUCCUUCCCCGCCACGUCCGUUCACUAUCUUUCACUCACUGUAUCUGUGUAUUAUUCUAGUAAGUGGUAAGCCGAGGUGUCAUUGUGGUAGUAUACUCAGUGCUCAAAGGGUUGCUGAUUGGUAGAAAAAACCUGUGCCGUUUGUAACAUUUUAGCAAUAACGUCAAAACAGGGGGACGGUCUUUUUUUUGUUGUUGUUGUUGUUUUCUUUUUUGUUGUUGUUUUUUUUUUAAAUAACAUACGUUAGUUUGUUUUUGUACAUAUUGCAGCGCCAGAUCAUGCUCCAAAAAAUCUGUAUGUCAUUAAAAGAAGUAAAAAUUUCAAAAAACGUGGAGAAAAAAAUAAACUUGCAAUAUUGGCAUAAAAAUGAGAAAUAAAAAAAAAAAGUGAUAUAAAAUCAG
Scophthalmus maximus (turbot) is the source of this 6275-nucleotide messenger RNA. It is a transcript of the gene rbpjb, whose product is annotated as recombination signal binding protein for immunoglobulin kappa J region b. Gene Ontology annotation, cellular component: nucleus; MAML1-RBP-Jkappa- ICN1 complex. The record is from RefSeq and is a predicted model, not a curated record. Bases 237 to 1643 code for a protein of 468 amino acids. Gene Ontology annotation, molecular function: RNA polymerase II cis-regulatory region sequence-specific DNA binding; DNA-binding transcription activator activity, RNA polymerase II-specific. Gene Ontology annotation, biological process: Notch signaling pathway; regulation of transcription by RNA polymerase II. The transcript has 11 exons. Lineage: Eukaryota; Metazoa; Chordata; Actinopteri; Pleuronectiformes; Scophthalmidae.